AUGGCUGAUAAAGAAAUCAUGGACGACAGAACUGACGGGGUGAUUCUGGUCAUGGGAGUCACCGGCGCUGGGAAAAGCUAUUUCAUAAAUCAGCUCAAAAGCGAUUCUGCCGUGGAGGGACAUUCGAUGUAUUCAGAAACGCGGAAAUGUCAGGCUGUUCAGAUCUUCCUUGAUGAUGAGGAUAAUGAUGAGAAGCGCAGUAUAACCGUUGUUGAUACUCCCGGUUUCGAUGAUACUCUCCGCGGUGAGGCAGAGAUCGUGGCCGAGAUCACAGACUACCUCGCUGCUCAGCAUCUUAGUGGGCUGCCCCUUCGGGGGAUAUUAUAUCUACACAAGAUCACAGACAACAGAAUAACCGCAUCUUCACAGGAGCACCUCUUCCUCCUCAGAAAGAUUAUUGGAGACAGCGCCCUUACAAACGUUAUAUUGGUCACGACUAUGUGGAACAUUCUUCGCCUAGAGGAUCGCCAGCGCGCUCUACAGCGUGAACAAGAGCUUAUCGAUGGCUUUUGGAGCCCUAUGAUAGACAGGGGAUCCUACGUCGCACAGUUCAACGGCACACCGCAAUCAGCGUAUCCACUUAUCCACCAGCUUGCAGAUCGGCAGAGCGUAGUACUCGACAUCCAGAGAGAGAUCGUUGAUCAGGAUCGGUCGAUUUUGGAAACAGCCGCAGGUGCGAGCCUGGCCCAGAAGCUGAUGGAUGACCACGAGGAUUACCAGUUCAAGCUUUUCAACCUUCACGACCAAUUGGAUCUGAAACAGGGGCAGCUACCACUUGACAAACUGGAGAUAAGAAGGCUGAAAAAUGACAUCAAGGCGGUCGAGAAGCUGCUGGAGGCUAUAAAUAGUUCAGUGGAGCGCAUGGAAAUUCGACCUGGUUCGUCAAUGCGGCAGCGCCUAAAGCUGGCUAUGAAAGGAAACGGUACCACUGCCAUUGCAGCCCUGGGAAUGGUUUUGAACAUUGCAUUCUUUACAAUUCGGAUGACUCUGGGGGGGGGUUAG
Messenger RNA from Fusarium sp. VM40, 1002 nucleotides. The record is from the annotation of a GenBank genome assembly. Lineage: Eukaryota; Fungi; Ascomycota; Sordariomycetes; Hypocreales; Nectriaceae.